Myripristis murdjan (pinecone soldierfish) is the source of this 1682-nucleotide messenger RNA. RefSeq names its product coagulation factor X (gene f10). The transcript has 9 exons. Gene Ontology annotation, molecular function: serine-type endopeptidase activity; calcium ion binding. The record is from RefSeq and is a predicted model, not a curated record. NCBI's taxonomy places the organism in Eukaryota, Metazoa, Chordata, Actinopteri, Holocentriformes, Holocentridae. Gene Ontology annotation, cellular component: extracellular region. Bases 1 to 1476 code for a protein of 491 amino acids. Gene Ontology annotation, biological process: proteolysis; blood coagulation.
AUGGCCCCAGGACAGUCCAGGAGAGACUGGAGGAACCCCUGGAUUUCAGCAGGAGUGUUCCUGGACGGCGAGGCGGCCACUCAGGUGCUGAGUCGGCGGCGGCGAGCCAACAGCCCGUUUGAGGAGCUGCGGCAGGGCAACAUGGAGCGGGAGUGUGUGGAGGAACGCUGCGACCGCGAGGAGGCGCGAGAGAUCUUUGAGAACGAACAGUUAACUACUGAAUUCUGGAACAAAUACAUCGACGGGGAUGCCUGUGAGUCCAACCCCUGCGCUCAUGAUGGACUUUGUAAAGACGGGAUCGGCGGCUACACCUGCUUCUGCCAGACUGGCUACCAGGGCUUCAACUGCGAGAUUGUGAUUCCUGAGCUGUGUGAGAACAAGAACGGCGGCUGUGAACAUUUCUGCCAUGUGGUGCGAGGGAAUGUACACUGUUCCUGCGCCGACGGCUACUUCCUGAAGUCUGACGACAAAUCCUGCCACUCCAACGAAACCUACAGGUGUGGUGCCAUCGUGUCCAAAGGCACCCGCAGCACUUUCAGAUACGUGCGGCCAAAUGUGACAGAUGCAAACUCGACAGAUCAGAAGAACACGCUGGACUUCCCGGACUUCGAACUGCAGAACAUCACCUGGCAUUCGGAGCCAGAUUACCCAGCGGACGCCGUGGUGGAGGAGCACAUCACCGCCAGCAGGUCGGUAAUGACUCGCAUCGUCGACGGAGAGGAGUGUCCACCGGGAGAGUGUCCCUGGCAGGCUCUGCUGCUGAAUGAGGAACACAGAGGGUUCUGUGGAGGAACCAUCCUCAACCAAUACUUCAUCCUGAGUGCCGCCCACUGCAUGAACCAAUCACGCUACAUCUAUGUCAUCCUCGGUGAGUUUGACACUGAGGUGAAGGAAGGUCGGGAGUCCGUCCACAACGUGGAAACCGUCCUCAUACACAAACAAUACACACCGGUUACCUUCCACAACGACAUCGCACUCAUCAAACUGGCCACGCCCAUCAAGUUCUCUGAGUACAUCCUGCCUGCCUGCCUGCCGGAGCACAACUUUGCCGAAAAGGUUCUGAUGCGGCAGCCGCACGGGAUGGUCAGUGGUUUCGGGCGUCUUGGCGAGCGACGGCAGCCCUCCACGAUCCUGCAGCGUCUCGCCAUGCCGUACAUCGACCGGGCCGUCUGCAUCGAGUCCAGCGAGUUCCCCAUCACCAACCGGAUGUUCUGUGCCGGCUACGACAAGAUCAAAAAGGACGCGUGUCAGGGCGACAGCGGCGGGCCGCACGUUACGCAGUACCGUGACACCUUCUUCGUCACGGGCAUCGUGAGCUGGGGCGAGGGCUGCGCCCGCGAAGGCAAAUACGGCAUCUACACGCAGGUUUCCAAGUACAUCCCCUGGAUCCGCAACGGCAUGAGGCGGCUGAGGAGCAAAGCCAAGCCCGGGCGUGUCAGGAGAGACCACGCCCCCUUCCAAACGGUGUGGGCAUGAGCGUCGCGCCGUGCUACAGAACCGCCCAUCAGGCCGAAACAGAUGCUUGUAGUAGAAACCUGAGAAAUUAUUCAAGCUGGACAAAAAUAAAAAGUGAAAAGAAAAGUUUAUAACAUUAAACCUUUGGGAUUUGAUCCAUGUGUUGUCAUUUAUUUUUUAGCAUUGUGUUGCUGAAACUGGGAUUUUAUUUCUUCUUUUCACCAGAA